AUUUUAACCUAAUUUUUACUCUCCCCCUCUCAUUCUGACUUUCUCUCUUCAUAUUGUUCACGACCAAAAGAAAAUUCAAAAUGAUUUUCCAGCAACACACGGUGGCCGGAAAUCGCCAUAUGGCGGCGACUGCGACGGCCAGAGGUCAAAACCUCUGAUUGAAACCUCUAACCUAAUCGUUACAUUCCCCUGAGUACGAAAAUCUCCUCAUUUUGCUUUGAUUCUCUCUCAUAUUCUUAUAAUCGGGCCAACAAGGAAACCCUAGAUCUAACCAAAAAUCAAAUUAAACACAGACGGUGAUGACAUAGAGAACGAGGCCAUGGGGGAAGGAAAUAGGAGAUAUCGAUCUUCACGGUGGUAAUAUGAAUAGUCAAAGAGUUCAAGGGUUUACCUGGAGCGAUGCACGAGAUUGCAGAUUGAGAAGGCCGGAGAUGAGGGUGGCAUUGAAGACGGUGAAGAACGGAAAUCUGUUGCGAUUAGAGAACUUCGAGAAGAAACUGGAGUAGUAUCUGCCGAGAUAAUCGCCGAGGUUUCUUUGAUGAUUACAUCAACAAUGCUUUGUUGCCAUGAUGCAUCUCUUGCCAUAAGACAUGUUCUUGAGCGAUUUCAGUCUGUUGUGAUUACAUCUGGCACAUUAAACCCUAUAAAUUUGUACCCUUGUCUUCUAAAUUUUGAGCCUGUUGUAAUCCUAACCCAGUGGAAGGAAAUAAAUCAGUGUAAACUUGUCUUUUUUGAGACUCAAGAUGUGGUAGAAACAACAUUGGCUCUUUACAACUACCGCAAAGCUUGUGAUUGUGGAAGAGGCGCUAUCUUUUUUACAAUUGCGAGGGAGUUUUCUUCAAUGCAUUCUUUGUGGUUUACAUACUCUCCCCAAAGCUGGCUCAUAGAGUUGUUGGGUACCUUGAGGAGGAAGCUAUACAUUCCUACACCGAGUAUUUAAAAGACAUUAAUAGUGGUGCAGUUGAAAAUGUUCUGGCUCCUGCCAUUGCAAUUGACUAUUGGAGGCUUCCCAAGGAUGCCAAAUUGAAAGAUGUUAUAACAGUCAUUCGUGCCGA
Molecule: messenger RNA, 1055 nt
Organism: Vicia villosa (hairy vetch)
Lineage: Eukaryota; Viridiplantae; Streptophyta; Magnoliopsida; Fabales; Fabaceae
Product: general transcription and DNA repair factor IIH helicase subunit XPD-like
Exons: 5
Coding region: 539-940 (133 amino acids)
Biological process (GO): positive regulation of mitotic recombination; nucleotide-excision repair; transcription by RNA polymerase II
Cellular component (GO): nucleus
Molecular function (GO): DNA helicase activity; damaged DNA binding
Source: RefSeq, a predicted model, not a curated record